CCGGAGAGGAGUAAGCUCGGCCGACUACGCGUCGGCCGCGAUGGAGGUGAUGGAGGCGUGCGUCGCUGCCUGUGCGGUCGAGCUGGGGCCGUGAAUGAAUGUUUAAAAGACAGAGCAGACACUUGCGCAGACUUUGGUGACAGACUGGAGCCAAAGUGGGGGAGGCCAAUCACGUGAAUAAAAAAAAAAUCCAGAAGCUCACCACCCAUGCCAUUGGAGAAACGUUCCCUGCUUGAGUGUCUUUGAGUGAGAAAACAAAAUGCAGAAAGCAACAUACUACGACAACUCUGGGCUCUUCGGAGGCUACAGUUACCCCAAGACUGACUCGUACAACUACGCCCACCAGUCCUACCCUGCGGCCAACAUCGACGCAGACUACCAGGGCUCUGUAUGCCCCAUCCAGACCCCCCCUGUCCGGCCACUGACCCUCAAAGAGACUGAUUUAAAUGGGGACUGCAUGGGGCAAAUGGGCAGCCAAAGCAACAACAGCAACGCUAACAGCAACAGCAGCAGCAGCCAAGCCUCGAGUGUCGGGGACCAGCAGCAGCCGCAGCAACAGCCACAGCAGCAGCCGCCAUCGCCCGGCUCCAACGGCCCUGCGUCCCAGAAGAAGAAAGCUCCGCCUGGGAGCAGCAACACGUCGCCCGCCCUGACCAAGCAGAUCUUCCCGUGGAUGAAGGAGACCCGGCAGAAUGCCAAGCAGAAGACAAAUAACAACUGCCCCGCUGCUGCAGGAGAGGUGAGCGACGAAAAGAGUCCGACCGGGCCGGCGUCCAAGCGGGUUCGAACCGCAUACACCAGCGCGCAGCUGGUGGAGUUGGAGAAGGAAUUCCACUUCAACCGCUACCUCUGCCGCCCACGCAGAGUGGAGAUGGCCAAUCUGUUGAACCUGACCGAGCGCCAGAUCAAGAUCUGGUUCCAGAACAGGAGGAUGAAGUACAAAAAGGACCAAAAGUCUAAAGGGAUCGCACACUCGCCCCUGGGGCACUCCCCGGACAGAAGCCCGCCGCUCAACGGCCCCAAUCACAUCGGCUAUUCCGGCCAGCUCGGCAACUCGCUGGCCUACGACGCCCCCUCGCCUCCGCCCUUCUCUAAACCCCAGCAGAACAUGUACGGCCUGGCCGCCUACACGGCCCCGCUGGGCGGCUGCAUGCCGCAGCAGAAGCGCUACCAGAACGCAGAGUACGAGCACCACGCCAUGCAGAGCGGCGCCACCUUCGCCGGGGCCAACUUGCAGGGUAGCCCCGUAUACGUGGGAGGGAACUUUGUGGAUUCCAUGCCAGCGUCGGGGCCCGUGUUCAACCUGGGUCACCUUCCCCACCCGUCGUCCACCGGCGUGGACUACAGCUGCGCCGCCCAGAUCCCGGGUAACCACCACCACGGACCCUGUGACCCCCACCCCACCUACACGGACCUCACCUCGCACCAAGCCACUCAGGGAAGGAUUCAGGAAGCUCCGAAACUCACGCACUUGUAAUAGAAGUGGAGACGCGUGGCCCGAGAUUUACGUGCCGCUCUUUUAUGACCUCACAAUUCUCAUAACUCCGAGCGAGUUAUCGUCAUCGCAGUAUUAAUGUGACUAUUAUUGUGCAUUUUACGCUCCUCUCUCAUUUUUAUUGAACGAGUGGGGAAUGUCUGGGAAUUCACGUUUCUUUUUUUCCUUUUAUAAAUAUAUCAAUAUAUAAAGUGCAAUGCGCAUUUUUGACUGAAUAUUUGACUUGAAGUAAGACUUGUAGAUGAACGUAGAAACUCAUUAGUAGUGAGAAGGACCUUUUUUUAGUCCCGUUUUUCUUUUUUUGUCAGGCUCUCUCCUCAUCGUCGUAUUUAUUUAUUCUCAUGAUUAUAGAAUAAUCGUUUUCCGGGCCCUUAUCUAUUUAUUAUUUAAUGAUUGCACAUUAUUUAUCGUUUAUAUGCGAGUAUUUAUACGUGUAUUUAAUUUUUUUAUUUGCUUUUUUGUAAGGUUGGACAGAUCAGUGCACUUGAUGGCAAAACAGGGUUGUUGAACAAAAAAAAUGUAAUUGUAUAUCGGGGACAAAUGGGACAUUUUAUAGUGUAAAAGCAUCACUAUGUGUCCAUGGUUAAUCUAGUGUGGAAUCUUAAGCAAAUCGUAGACUAUCGAAGUAUGAAAUAUUGUACACACCAGCAUGUCAUUCUGGUUUCUGUAUUUAUUCAUUUGUCUGGCAUCGUCACUCAUGAAAUUCCCA
Syngnathoides biaculeatus (alligator pipefish) is the source of this 2204-nucleotide messenger RNA. RefSeq names its product homeobox D3a (gene hoxd3a). The coding region runs from base 260 to 1477 and encodes 405 amino acids. The transcript is spliced from 4 exons. Gene Ontology annotation, biological process: regulation of transcription by RNA polymerase II. Lineage: Eukaryota; Metazoa; Chordata; Actinopteri; Syngnathiformes; Syngnathidae. The record is from RefSeq and is a predicted model, not a curated record. Gene Ontology annotation, cellular component: nucleus. Gene Ontology annotation, molecular function: RNA polymerase II cis-regulatory region sequence-specific DNA binding; DNA-binding transcription factor activity, RNA polymerase II-specific.